Messenger RNA from Artibeus jamaicensis (Jamaican fruit-eating bat), 2478 nucleotides. It is a transcript of the gene AKNAD1, whose product is annotated as AKNA domain containing 1. NCBI's taxonomy places the organism in Eukaryota, Metazoa, Chordata, Mammalia, Chiroptera, Phyllostomidae. The coding region runs from base 4 to 2478 and encodes 824 amino acids. The record is from RefSeq and is a predicted model, not a curated record. The transcript is spliced from 14 exons.
CCUAUGAAAACCUGGUCUACAGUCACAGUUAAGGACUCCAAGGGCAGGCAUGACGCACGAAGGUCAGGCUGCACACACAUGGAUGAAGCCGAUCUCGCAGAAGAUGGGACUUGCAAGCGACAGGAGGGUCUGCCUUACGGUGGGCUUCCCCCCCAGACUAAGCUGUGGGAUGAUCACCGCCCUUCUUCGAAGAACCACAUUCUGGGCGUCUCGGAUCAAGUGAGUUCAGCAGCAGGGGACCCUCAAGAAGGGGCUACAUGGUGCAGAAAUGCAGACACAGUGCUGACCAUGGAUAAAAUGAAUGAAAACACUGUUGAGAAAAAGUACGAUGAAGAGCAACAAUACACCACAGAUCCUCCCGGUCCAGCUAGAGGAGACCUUCCGAAGUCAAACAUUUCCGAUAUUUUACAGCAUCACCUUUCCAGAGAGGAAUUUUUAAAAGGUGAAGGCAUCGACUGUGAAACUCUGCCAGAGAUCUCUAAUCCCGACAGUUCUGUCGAGGCCAUUGUUAAAAGCAUCAUUGUGCGUUACGUUAAGAGUUCUUGGCCAGAAGAGCAAGCCCCAGAGCUCACCGGUCAACUUGACCCUGAGAGGGAUGAAGAGAGCGGCACCAAGCCCAGCCGUUCUCCAACCGCCGCAGAAGAAAGCACCUCUGAGCUGGAAGAGCCAGUGGCCGCUGGAGACGGCAGCCAUCCGGAAAGCUCCAAUUUUCUAACUGAAGCCAAGAGUCCAAGCCAUAAACAAAAAGGUCGCCAAGGGCAGACACCUCAGAAUCACCAGACUGAAAAGACAGGAUCAGGCCACAGGUUCCGGUGUGAUCAAGUCCAUUACCGGUUCUCUGAUUUCUCUAAUAUUGCUCCCACAGGGAAAAUCCCUGAAAAUAACAUAAUCGAUAAACCGCUUCCAACAGAUACACAAGACCACUUUUCUCAUGAACUGAGAGACAGGUUAGCUCUUGUGCAAGAUAUUUUAGAAAGCCUGUCUAGGUCAAAUUGGGUUGAGAAAGAAGAGCAGGAAAGGAAAACUCCUGACCCCUCCUUAGAGACAGAGACGGAGCCCACGAGGCACAUCUACCGGGAACGUCUCACAGGAACAGAAUCCGAGACAAGUCUCUUUCAGUUGACAUCACCCUCUCAGAAAAACCCUCCUGCAAGCUCUUCUUACAUAUUCCAGAAGCUAUCCCACCAGAAAAGGAUGUGUCAGAAGUUGAGAGAACAGACUGAUCGGCUGAGGAGUAAAGUGCAAGAAUUCUCCAAAAGCAUAGCACAGGACUCCCCCCGUCACACGCGAGACAAGAGGCUGGCCCUGGAGAAACUGCAGGGGCAUCUUGCAUGGCUGGAGCAGGAGUUCGUGGUCAAUAAGGACAAGCAUCUGACUUGGAAGCAGCAAGUCUGCAAGCAUGAACCCCCAACCGGCGGUGACUUUGAUCCGGAAAGGAAAGUGGAAGGUGAAAUGUGCAGGUCGGAGAUGCUACUUGAAGAAGUUAAAGAGAAGAUCGAGCAAGGCAAACAAACUUCAGCGAGUUCUCCCCCUGUGAGUCCUCCCGCCACCCCGGCUGCCUUGCCACCGCCGUCCUCUCCACCCUCAGAUGAGUGGGACCCCCACAGCCCCUCCAGAAGGCAGACACGUGUGGAACGUGCAGAGAUAACCGGCUGGAGCUGUGUCUUCUGCCACCGGGUCCUCGCAUGGGAGCAAAACAUGGAGAAAAAAGGCCACAGAAGGACCAGCUGCCACAGAAGGUUUCUUACUGCCCUCCAAGAGCAGGCGCUGCUCUCAGAUUCAAGUCUCAGCCCUGAUACAGAACUGAGCUGCUACUCGGCUUCUGGCACUGGACCGCGGAGUAAUAAAUGUGAGACCUGUGGCACUAAGAUUCCGAACUCCCGGAGAGGCUGCCGGAAAGGACCACUUAGAGAAUUUCAUUAUAAAUACAACAGGCCGGGACAGAAUUACUCAAAUCAUGAAGGAGGAAGUGCCUUUGUCCAGCUCCGCUUUUUAAAUGAAAAUAAAAAUUCUUCGUCUUGUGGGUGGACUGUCCAGCUGGCAGUCAGCGACUCCACAGAAGUGACAGAGCAGGUUCCUUUCCUAUCUUGUUGGUCUUUGGGUCUGCAGCUCAUGGAACCUGUUAUUCCAACAGCUUGUUCAAAACCAAACUGGAUCUAUUCCGAGCACAGGAAUUCAAAACCUUCUCAGGAUGAACACGAGCCCAUACCAGGAAAAAACAAUCUUACGGCUUUCAGGGCCUACAGUUCAGACCUGGCUUCAUCCUCGCCCCAUUUCCACUACUGCAGGAGUUCCGGAAGCAAAUCCUCCGGCAACCUGAGCAGUAUCGAAGAAACAAAAUCUGAGGGUUUAAACUCCUCUUUGGAUAAUGCCCUCAGGACAGCGAUCGUUCUGAAAGAAACUACUGACCGAAUGAUUAGAACUAUUGCAGAAGAUCUUGCCAAAGUGCAGAGAUGGAGGAAUCGACUGAAAUAUUAG